Exophiala mesophila is the source of this 1881-nucleotide messenger RNA. RefSeq lists its product as uncharacterized. Gene Ontology annotation, molecular function: protein binding. Gene Ontology annotation, biological process: SCF-dependent proteasomal ubiquitin-dependent protein catabolic process. The transcript is spliced from 2 exons. The record is from RefSeq and is a predicted model, not a curated record. NCBI's taxonomy places the organism in Eukaryota, Fungi, Ascomycota, Eurotiomycetes, Chaetothyriales, Herpotrichiellaceae. The coding region runs from base 1 to 1680 and encodes 559 amino acids. Gene Ontology annotation, cellular component: SCF ubiquitin ligase complex.
AUGCCUGUCUCCCUUGCGACUUUGCUGGAGACGUGUCAAGAACAUUUCCGCAAGCGUGAAUACACGUCGGCACUUGACGCGUUAGCCACAGCCUUGUGCCGCCCAGAAUCCGAGAGGGGGCCAGCCCGCUUACAGAUUCUAGAUUAUCGUAUCGCUGUUUAUCUCGCUCAAGAGAACAAGGAUUCCGCGUUGAAAGAUGCCAAGGCGAUGAUUCGGACAGAUCGUACAGAUGGACGAGGCUAUCUCCGUUGUGGGCAGAUUGAGAAGUUGAAUGGCAACUUUGUCACCGCCAAAACCUGGUAUGAACAGGGCCUGAAGCGGGUGGCUAACGACAGUCGAAAGUAUGCUUCACUUCAGAAGCAACUUGAAAAAAUUGAAAAGGAAAUCGCCCUCCAGGUCUCUCGAGAGAAAGCAACAGACCCGAUGACAACACUUCCUAUCGAAGUGGCCGAGAUCAUUCUCUCUUUCCUCUCUUACAACAGUCUCCAUCUCCUUUUACGUGUCUCAAAAUCAUGGAAUAGAUUUAUCCGCACGGUUCGACCAUUAUCUGACACGCUCAACUACCAAGACACCAGCAAACUAGUCACAACCACUGCACUGCGUGCCACAUUGAAAAGACUCAAGUCACCGACGCAUGUUAUGGCCUACAACCUGUCAGCUCCGGCCGCUCAGUUUCUGUAUGAUCGGCUCCAGUAUACUGAAAAUUUCAAAUCUCUGGGCACACUGCAUCUCCGUAUGAUGCCAAACUUCAACUUGCCCUUCGAACGAUACCCUCUACGAAACAUAAAUCUUUCUCAUCCAAGCCACAUCACUCUUUCUUUGGUGUCGCGGAUUCUUAAAGGCUGUCCUGAAUUAACGUCGGCGGCAUUUAGCAGUAUCAGGUCUAAUUCCCAGACGAGUCCUGCUGCGUGGAGUUUUACUUGCCCCAAACUGGAGAGUCUCAUCCUGGCUGGAGUCGUGAACCAGGGUCUACACGUUCCCUCGAGUUUUGUUGUCAGCUUGGUCUCCCUCAAGAGGUUGACAUUGUCAAAGGUUCGCCUUGAACCGGAUCAGGAACACCACCAGGGUCAGAUAGACCUUCGUCUCCUGGAAUCUUUGCAAAUCCUACAGCUAAUUGGGCCAAACGUGGCCUCAAAGUUGAUACUCCCCCCCUCAAUUCAGACAUUGAGUCUAGUCACGAGAGCGCUGUUCCCGGAGCCUGUGAUAAGUGCCGAUAUUUGCACCCCUCUCAAAAACUUGCACUAUCUCGACAUUUCUGAUUCGACAUGGCCGCCAUUCCUGCAGAAAGAUCAUAUGUCAGCAAAUCGUGCAAGUCUGAGCGAUCUAUCGCUUUAUUUACAUCCGUACGGAGAUCGCAAAUUUGUGGAACUUACGCUCGCGGGCUGUUUCCAGAACGUUCAGCGUUUAUCUUUGGCAUGUCAGGCGGUUGAGGACAUUGACAGCGGCAUGUUCAUUGAAGGGUUUCCGGAACUGAGAACCUUGAAACUCCACAGUGCCAUGAUAACGGGGGUCUUUGUCGUGGAUCUGCUGAAGGCACAGACAUGCAAAAUCCGGGAAAUCACUCUCUCCGGGUGUGACAAGGUUUCGAGCGACAUUGUUGAAUGGGCGGCACACCGUGGGGUUUCUGUGAGCAUAACGAAGGCCACAGAGCUUGGGUCCACGCGUCUACGAGAACAGUAGUGUUGUGUUAGGUUGGGGCUUUGAUGCGUGUGCCUGAUAGCCUUGCACAUGGCCUGUUUCUCGGUUGGAGCUGUGGGCGGAAUUCAGCAUCACGCCAGCCACGGACACCGUUUCACCACUGACGAGCUGCGUAUCUCCAGGACUGGACGCUGAAAUCGACAUGAAAUGCCCCCCAUGCUCCAACACAGUUUGCAUUACCUU